Messenger RNA from Fusarium musae, 3018 nucleotides. RefSeq lists its product as uncharacterized. Gene Ontology annotation, molecular function: protein-N-terminal glutamine amidohydrolase activity; protein-N-terminal asparagine amidohydrolase activity. NCBI's taxonomy places the organism in Eukaryota, Fungi, Ascomycota, Sordariomycetes, Hypocreales, Nectriaceae. Bases 1 to 3018 code for a protein of 1005 amino acids. The record is from RefSeq and is a predicted model, not a curated record. Gene Ontology annotation, biological process: protein catabolic process. The transcript has 3 exons.
AUGAGAAUUGGUUGCUUGCAGUUCGCGCCCCAGGUGGGAGAUGUCGACAACAACCUAAAUCGUGCAGAUGCUGUCCUCUCGAGAGCAAAUCCCGAUGAUUUAGACGUUUUAGUUCUCCCCGAGCUGGCUUUCUCUGGGUAUAACUUCAAGUCGCUGCAAGACAUUACCCCAUUUCUCGAACCUUCUGGCUCUGGCAUCACUUCUCUCUGGGCUAGAACAAUCGCACUCAAGUACAAUUGUGUUGUUACCGUCGGUUAUCCCGAAAAAGUCGAUGUUUCGCCAAAAUGGCCUACUGGCCCUGAAUACUACAACUCAGUCAUUGUCGUCAAUGGAGAUGGCGAGACGAUCGCAAACUAUAGGAAGUCUUUCCUAUAUCAAACCGACGAGACAUGGGCGUUGGAAGGAAACCGGGGAUUCUACGAUGGCUUCAUACCUGGGCUUGGAAAUACCAGUAUCGGCAUUUUGUCCAUGGCAUGGAUGACUAGAGAAGACCCGCGGCGGUUCACUCGUAUGCCCAACGAACCAGACAUGGAAACUCUGACAUACUGGGUUACACGACUCGAACCCCUUAUCCGUUCAGAUAACCAAGAUGAAAUCGUCGUCGUCUUCUGCAAUCGUUGUGGAAACGAGGAUGAAGUUUUAUAUGCCGGAACCAGUGCAGUUAUCGGAAUUCAUGAUGGCGAGGUCAAGGUUUAUGGCCUUUUGGGACGCGGAGAAAAGGAAUUGCUCGUGGUCGACACCAACAACUCACCGUACGCUAAGCUCGUAUAUCGGCCAGAAUCCGGAGGAUCUGGUAUGGAAGCCCCGGGACAUCUCGAACAAUCGGAGAAACCGGAUGAUGACACGGGAAAGAAGAAUGAUCCAAAGGCUACACCAAGCGACAAUCCUCGCACCAACCAGACCAGCAACAAAAGCCUUGGAUCCCCAAGUUCGAAAGAAAAGCCUAAGUCACCUACUGCGCCACUACCACCACCUCCCCAACUUCCUGAAAACCUGGCUCUGAAGUCUCCUGAUACCUCGACAAAAAAACGACACCCACCUGAUAUAACAAUACCAAAAGAGUCGUCAGCCCUGAAGAUGAACUCGGCACGCUCACCGGGAAACGAUAGCAUCAACAUCCCCACACCGUCCGCUCCCAGCCCAACGCCCAUGGCGAUUCGGCCUCGACUAAUCAUCCCCGAAUCGCCUCCCAUACUUCCUCACCAGUACCCUCCAGAUCACCCCAUCAGUGCUGCCUCAUUGAGAUCAGAAAGAUCCAUUCAGUCUGUCAAGUCUGAUCAGUCCGAGGCUUCAACCAAGACUAUUCGCACAAAUCCACGACCACCAGAAGAGAGCACACCUUAUCCAGAUAGUGGGGCACCUUUGAGUGGUUACCCUGAGAACUUUUUUCCCUCAGAGAAAAUUAUCUACGGGGGCCAUGUGACCAUUGAGAGUGCAGGACCAUUCAGCCCGAAUACUCCAUUUGAAGACAUAUCGCCAAUCUCGCCUGAGCAGUACUAUUGGCGACCAUCUGAAAACAUGAUGAGAACGCCGUUAUCUGCAGGUGGAUGGACACCUGGCACACCUAUUGGAAGAAGGGCAGAGCCAUUUCCGUGGCCUGCUAUAACAGGGAAUGCACAUCCUCCAGAUCGUAACAACAAAGAGCGGAUGAGAGACAAUGCCACGCCAAGAGAUUUUCGCCAUCUUCAUUCACAGUCCCCUCAGUCCAACUCAUCAUCCAACAGAACUACCAAGAGCGAAAAGUCCGCACGUUCAGUAUCAUCUGUCAACUCCAAGGGUACCGUUCAGGGCUCUGUGAAGGAAAAUAAAUCGCUCGCGCGACCCUCAUCCCCAAAAUCUCGAAAUGCUAGCCGCUCAAGGAGGCAUGAAAGGACUGGGUCUGCACUUGGUGACCGGGAAACCAGUGCUGCAAUCUCGCUGCACCUGGAAGGCAUCUCCCUGCGAGCUGAAUCAGCAAGCCGGAUGAGAGCAGGUUCUGCUGCAGGCACCCCUGUUGGCGAUCGUGUUCAAUUGCCCCCGUCUAGGAACAGCAGUCGUCCGCGUAUCGCUGCAGCUGCCAACGCUCAACCUGAACAGCACAUGAUCCGUAUUGGUGCAAGUCCCAGCAUUCUCAAGGAAGAUCAACAGAACCAAUAUCAGUCUUUGAACCGCGCGACGUACCACCAGCGGAGCAACUCUUUCGUAUUGAACCGAACUCCCAUUCCAGGUAAUGACCGUUCUGAUACACCCAAAUCAGCGAUUGAGAUGGCUCGCCCAGCUUCGCGUGCUGCGAGCAGAGGGCGAACACCAGGACCAAAAAGUCUCGCAACAAACGGGGUCAUUGAGUCGAUCUCGCCUGUCGCGGAAAGAGCUUCUUCUGCAGACUCGACGAGGAAUGAUAGGCUUCAUAGCCGUGUUCAUCAAGAAGGAGUAGGAACUCGAUCGUCUCGGACAGGCAGAACCUCAUCUGUUAACACGGCGCGGCGUCGGUCCGACGAAGGCAAUACAGUGGAGUUUGAAAGGGUUGAGGCCGUGAUUUGUCCAAGCUGCCCUGUUCAUGGCCGGCGACCCUCUGCUAAUGGUGAACAAGGCACUGAGCAUCCAGAAUCUGCGCCUCAAUCACCUCCCAAAUCGUCCCCUGUCCCUAGGCCGGCCUCGAGUGCUGGUCCAUCUCGUCAUCUUCAACCUGAGCCGGCAGAAGCUCGCCGGGCAUCAUCAGGUGACACUGGUCAGCUUGUCUUUGAGAAACCUAUCCCUGACUUGAAUAAUGACACUCAGUCAUGUAUCCAGAAUGAGGCUGCCGAGGCCAGUGAUUGCGGCUCUUUUGCAGAGACACUUCAAACCAUUUCGACACCCGGCCGGUCUCCUGCGACGCCCUCCUUCAACCCAUCAACGCCCAAGGCAAUGAUCCUCAACACGAACGAGUUGGAUAUCGAACCACUGUUUGGUGGUAGCCUGAAUGGCCCUGAGAAAACACCGACCUCCCAAUGUGCUGAAGUUCGGGACACAUCUAGUGUGUCUCCAAAACCAGUGGCCUAG